CCCGGGGCCCUGACGCGCGCUCACCUGCUGGUCCCCUUUCACCCUGCAGUGACUUCUGACAGCUCUCUCCAUGGAAGGAGGCGGCGGCCGCGAUGAGCCUUCAACCUGCCGGGCAGGGGGCGCGAACGUGGAUGACCCGAAGAAGGAAGACGUUCUUCUUUUGGCCGAUGAAAAAUUUGACUUCGAUCUUUCGUUGUCUUCUUCAAGUGCAAACGAAGAUGAUGAAGUGUUCUUUGGACCCGUUGGACAUAAAGAAAGAUGCAUUGCUGCCAGUUUGGAAUUAAAUAAUCCGGCCACCAACCAGCCUCCUUUGCCUGCAUCUGAGAGUCCCUUCGCCUGGAGCCCUCUGGCCGGGGAGAAGUUCGUGGAAGUGUACAAAGAAGCUCGCUUACUGGCUUUACAGAUAGAGAGCAGCAGCCGGAACCAGGCGGCCCACGCUGCCAAGCCCCAAGAGCCUCAGAGCCAGGGAGCGGAAAGAUUCAUACAGGAGUCAACAUUAAAAAUCAACCUCUUUGAGAAAGACAAGGAUAUGAAGAAAAGCCCCACGUCUCUUAAAAGGGAGACGUACUACCUGUCAGACAGCCCCUUGCUGGGCCCCCCUGCAGGCGAGCGCCGACUCUUGGCCUCCUCCCCGGCCCUGCCCAGCGCUCCUGCCCAGGCCACCCUCUCCCAGGCGCUGGGGCCCCCACACUCGGCUCCUGCCUUGCCCAGGGAAUCAAGCACUGCCCUUGCUCGGGGUCAGGCAGCAACUCAGAGGAAGCCUGGCAGCAAAUUGCUGCUGCCUCGAGUGGCGUCUGUUAGAGGAAGUGGCAUCCCCGGGGCCAUCGAGAAGCCCAAGAAAGAGAUACCAGCUGGUCCUUCCAGGACGAAAAUCCCAGCUGAAAAGGAAUUCCGCCGGGAUGUCCCCCCUGACAUACCUGCCCUGGGUGCCGUCAGUGUGCCAGCCGCCGGAAGCCACUCGGGCCAGGGCAGGCGGGCGAUUCCCGUUCCAAACAAGUUGGGGCUGAAGAAGAGCCUGUUAAAACCACCCGGCUCUACCAGCAGUCUCGCAAGGAAGUCCUCCUCAGGGCCUGUUCGGAGCGGGGCGCCCAGUGUGUGCACAUCCCCAGCAGCGGGCAAAGCUAAAUCAAGUGAAUUUGCAAGUAUUUCUGCAAACAGCUCCCGGCCUCUGUCAAACAUCAGCAAGUCAGGCAGAAUGGGACCCACUGUGCUGGGGCCGGCUCUGCCUGCAGGCCCUGUGGGGGCAUCCUCCCAGCAAGCCAAGGGAGCCAGCGUUUCUGAGCUGGCAGUGGAGCAGCCCAUGGUGCCCCUGUCCGCAUCCCUCACCCACCCCCAGACUCCGGAGGGUGAAGGCCAAUGCCCGAACUCCAGUUCCACCUUGUCAGAAUCUUCUCAACUGAAUAAAACCAGAAGUAUAAGAUGGCGAGAUUCCGAUCUAAAUUCCAAGACAAAGGUUAUGCCUACUCCUGCAAAUCAAUUUAAAAUUCCUAAGUUUUCUCUAGGUGACUCCCCAGACGGGGCCACACCAAAGCUCUCUCGGACACAGCGGCCGCAGUCAUGCUCGUCAGCUGGCAGGGUCACUGUCCACAGCACCCCCGUUAGAUGCUCACGUGGGCCAGCACCACAAAGCCUGUUGAGCACACGGCGUGCGUCAGCCUUGCCCACAGCCACCAGCCGGCGCUUCUCUGGUCUUCCACCAAUGACCCCCAAAACUAUGCCCCGGGCUGUGGCCUCGCCCCUGUGUGUGCCAAAUCGGAGACUUCACUCUGAGCCCCGCAAGAACUCUUCAAUGAGAACUGAACCCACAAGGGAGAGCAACGGAAAGGCAGAUUCCAGGCCGGUGGGCAUGUCUCCUGAUGGGGAUUCUCCUCCCUCCCGUGUGCCUCAGGCACUUCACUUUUCUCCGGAGGAAAGCGAUUCUACUGUUUCCAAAAGCACCAGCACAGAAGCGGUUCAGGAGGAAGCCAGGCCCGGUGGAGACGCAGCCCCUACUGAGGCUCUUCUUGUAGAUAUCAAACUGGACCCACUCAUGGUCACCACAGAUGCUGCAGGCCAGCCCCGCGUUGACCUGUCUCUCAUCGACUUCUGCAAUACCCCAGAAGCAAACGUGCCUAUGAAAUCUGAAAGCAGGCCUCUGAUCGACCUCAUGAUAAACACCCCAGACAUGAAUAAAAAUGUGGCGAAACCUUCACCGGUGGUGGGACAGCUCAUAGACCUGAGCUCCCCUCUGAUCCAGCUGAGCCCCGAGGCUGACAAGGAGAACGUGGAUUCCCCACUCCUCAAGUUUUAAGCAGAACCACAUCCUUUGCCUUGAAAGAAUAGCCCUAAAGAGGUUUCCAACCCUCGGGAAGAAGUUUUAGGCUGGGUGUGGCAGUUUACACUUGUAAUCCUAGAACUUUGGGAGGCCAAGGUGGGCAGAUGACUUGAGCCCAGGAGUUUGAGGCCAGCCUGGGCAAUAUAGUGAGACCCCUGUCUCUACAAAAAAUAUAAAAAUUAGCCGGGCGUGGUAGCACAUGCCUGUAGUCCCAGAUAC
Molecule: messenger RNA, 2533 nt
Organism: Saimiri boliviensis boliviensis (Bolivian squirrel monkey)
Lineage: Eukaryota; Metazoa; Chordata; Mammalia; Primates; Cebidae
Gene: GTSE1
Product: G2 and S-phase expressed 1
Cellular component (GO): microtubule cytoskeleton; cytoplasmic microtubule
Molecular function (GO): microtubule binding
Source: RefSeq, a predicted model, not a curated record